Molecule: messenger RNA, 1283 nt
Organism: Sphaeroforma arctica JP610
Lineage: Eukaryota; Ichthyosporea; Ichthyophonida
Product: fructose-1,6-bisphosphatase, cytosolic
Exons: 5
Coding region: 121-1155 (344 amino acids)
Biological process (GO): sucrose biosynthetic process; fructose 1,6-bisphosphate metabolic process; fructose 6-phosphate metabolic process
Cellular component (GO): cytoplasm; cytosol
Molecular function (GO): fructose 1,6-bisphosphate 1-phosphatase activity
Source: RefSeq, a predicted model, not a curated record
GCAUUCGAUACAAAAAAAAAUGUGUCGGACUUUCGGUAUAUAAUCAGAACUGCGUAGUGUGCAACGAGUAUUGUAUACUCAGUUGUUCAGAUAGGAACGGUAUUCACAAAGCAUAGCACGAUGUCGAAAAAAGAUUCUGAAGUCGGUGAUAUGAUGUCGUCUACGGACCUCAUCACGUUAUCGAGACAUCUGAUCUAUCAGCAAAAGAAACACACUCAGGCUACCGGAGAUUUCACACUUUUGCUGACCUCUAUCUGUCUAGGAUGUAAGUUCGUAUCGUCUGCUGUACGCAAGGCUGGUCUGGCAAACAUGACCGGCCUAGCCGGUGCUCAAAAUGUGCAAGGAGAAGACCAGAAGAAGCUUGACGUUAUCGCGGAUGCCGUUUUUGUGAACUCUCUGCGCUCUUGCGGUCGCGUUGCCUCCAUGGUAACCGAAGAACAAGAGGAAGCCAUCAUCGUCAGGGAGGCCAAGUCGGGAGCAUACACUGUCGUCUUUGAUCCCCUGGAUGGGUCGUCCAACAUUGACUGCGGCGUAAGUAUCGGCACUAUCUUUGGUAUCUACAAAUCAGAUCACCCCACAUUCUCUGAGGCCGAUGCGCUAAAGCCUGGAAGAGAAAUGGUUGCUGCUGGAUACGCCAUGUACGGAUCGUCAACCAGUCUAGUGCUCAGUUGGGGCCAAGGCGUGAACUCGUAUGCCCUCGACCCUGCCCUGGGCGAGUUCAUCCUAACCCACGAGAACCUACAGCUACCCCCGAAAGCCUCGAUCUACUCCAUCAACGAAGGUAACUACCAAUCAUGGAACGAGGCCACCAAGGAAUUCGUGGAGGGAUGUAAGAACCCUAAGGACGGGAGCAAGCCUUACUCCGCCCGUUACAUUGGGUCUAUGGUAGCGGAUAUCCACCGCACUCUACUGUACGGUGGUAUCUUCAUGUACCCCGCGGACAAGAAGAGUCCCGACGGUAAGCUUCGUUUGCUAUACGAGUGCUUCCCUAUGGCCUUCCUUGUAGAACAGGCUGGCGGCAAGGCGACCACCGGAUCCAAGAGAAUUUUGGAUAUCCAGCCCCCAAACAUCCACGGCCGGGCCCCUAUCUACUUAGGUUGCAAAGAAGACGUGGAAGCAAUUGAGGCUUUGUAUAAGAAGCACAAUAUCGAAUAAUUCCAAUUUUUUAAAUUAGAUAUUUGUUUCGGUGUUAAAUUUUCAACUCAGUUUGAAGAUUAAAAUAUGAUGCAAAACUUUGCUGGUUGUCACGUCUGUAGAAAUCUGGCCACACAUAAGAGUUUGAU